GUCAGAGGAUGCGCCUUCUGUUGUACCAAAGAAAGGGCGUACGAGUACAAAUACGACUACGAAUACAACACAACCAACUCCUACAUCAAGGGCGUCUGAAGCGCAAGCAAGGGGUCGUGCAUCAAGUUCUAGAACUAGUCUUGCAAACGCAAAUGGUGCGGUCCGUGCGGUCGCUCCUUCUACACUGACGACCCCUACAGACACGGCAUCCAAGGACGUGGAACAGCAGUCUCUUAAGAUCCUUGAGUCUGCAGCUAAUGCACAGUCUCCUAGGAUCUUCGAAUCUGCUGCUACUCCGGAUGGCGGUGUAACAGCAGCUACUCCAGACAAUUCGGCUGCCGUGCUUGAGGGUGGACAGUCACUAUCUUCUGGUCGAGGACGACAGUCGUCUGCACGAAAGAGAAGCGCGUCUCCUCCUACUUUACUUUUGCCUCCGUGGAAUACCAGCGUCAAGGUUCCAGUCUCAAAGGUUGGAAAGCUUGCAAUUUCGCCUGUUCCUCAAGGUACAACUGUGGAUCCUAAGACGCCUCGUCCGGAAUCUGAAGUGAUGCCGCCUGGGUCUCAAGACUAUGCACCUUUUUCUCCCCGUGGCCAUGAGGCUGAGUUUCAAAAUGCCCUUGAAAAUAGUGGUCCUGUUGGAGCCAAGUAUGCUGGCUUAUCCCCAGAAGAACGGGAGGCGAAGAUUCAAGAGGUCACUGACAGAUUGUUUGUUCCACCUGCGAGGAAACGAUCGCCUCCUGGGAGAACUGGAGGACCUGGAGAACCUGGCGAUACAGAUGGAGCAAAUGUUAAGCCUGCUAUUUCAGCCGCAGACCAGAAAAAAGCAAUGGACCGGUUGUCUGGCGGCUUGCCUGCAGUACCUCCUAAAGAAAAAGCUGAAGAACAAGAAAAAGGUGAAGAAGAAGCGAAAGCCAACAUUGCUGAGAACAAUACACUAGCAAGUGGCGAAGGCUCGGGUCGAUCCAACGAUUCUGACAACGCUGGAGAAGAGAGCGGAAUCAGUGCUGGAGGUUCUAAAGAAAGUGGUCCGAACUGGGAUGAGUUCAUCGAAGCGGAGAUUAACCAAGAAGAUGUUGAUGGCAAUGAUGUUGAUGGCAAUGGUGCUGAGGGUGAGGGCGAUCCUAGCAAUGUCGAUCCCAAAAAUUCUCUAUCCUCUCGCGGACCAAGCAAGAGAGCUGGCUCUGCAGGUGCUUCUCCAGAUGCUAUUGCUAAUGGUGACCAUGCAUCGAGGAAAAUGUCCACCGCAUCGGAACUACAGUUGAAAAAUUCCCUCUCUCGUGGUCUAGACUUCAAACCUGGAAGACGCGCUUCGGAAAUUGUCUCUCCUGGCCUCACUUCUAAGGUGUCCUUCAAAAACGCCUUCAACGCGGCAACGUAUCGGAAUUCGUUCCAACGCAGAGCGAUCGACGCAGUGUGUUUUGACCAGGAUAGUCGAUGCGGUGACUCUCCUGCAUCGGCGAGACACAAGGACGACAGGGAGACUGAAAAGAAUGAAAAUGGCGAUAACGAAACAGAUGGUGCAACUCUAAAGAAUGUAAAUGAUGCUGGCGCCGCUGAUGGAGACCAGGAUAAGCCGCGAAAGGCUGGCAUUGCAGCAACGGUUCGUGCUUCUACACCCGCUACUUUUACUCGUGUGUCGCAGCAUUUACGACAUCUUCAUGCUAAACCGGCUUUGGCUAAACGUGCGCAGAUGGUCCAUGCAAUCACUGAGAUGGACUUGCUUUUCCAACAUCAGCGUCAACACGAGGACAAGCUACGUUCCGAAAACAGCGCAUUGUUGCAUCACUUGCCUGCUGCCUUAGCCGCAGUGGUUCGCAAAGAACGAGCUGCGUUGAAAGACACGGUGCUCAAAAGUGCCAACGGCUAUCUCUCUCAACGAGAACGAUUGCUGAGACGAAAAUUGAAGAUCCACCACAAGCUCGAGCAGCUCAAAUUUGAAAGCACCGACCCAGCGCAGGUUGCCAAGAUGAUGAAAUACAAGCAGGACCAAGAAAAAGUGCAAGAACACGAACGUGCCAUGUUGGAGAAAGAGUUGCUGGACCACGCAGAAAACACGCGUGAGGAAGCGAUCGAACUGACGCUGGGAAAAGACGAGCACAACGCUUUCUUGGCUCAUGAACAGGAUGUGGAGCAGUACAUUGUGAAACACGAUCCCCUGUUGAGUGCAGGAGGAGGCCACACAGCGCCAACUGGGAUGGAUAGUGCUGGCGUGGGAAGCACUCCUUUGUUGGAGCAGGGAAAACUCUUUUUGAUGGAUGAAGAAAAAACUGGACGAGAACAACUGCAACAGGCAUCAACGGCAGGAGGAGGAGCCUCCUCUCCGGCCGCUUCUUCUAAAACAGUAACAGACACACCUAAAAAGAAGUUGAACAAAAAAAGCAUCUACACUGUUACUGUAGGUCGCGGGAGCAACCAUGGGUUGGCUGGUGCUGGUAAACAGGCUGGUGCAAAAGGAGUCUCCGGAGGCACAAAAAUGAAGAAACGUCUUUCAUCUGGUACUGGAACAAAAGUACGAUCUUCUAAAACCAAGGAUAGAACUUCCGCUUUGGGCCUCAGCAAGGAGUUGCAACCGAUCCUAGAAGGAGAGCAUGGAUCGCCUGCACCAGCUCAGUUGAAAAGCAAGGUAAAGGGUCGUAAAAGCCGUAAAUCUACUACAACUAGUGCUCUGAAGAACAAAACGAGUUCUAGUAGUGCUAGUGCAGCAAACGCUGCUCAGUUACAUUAUCCAGAACAAUCGGCACGCGCUUUUGAUUCUGACGCUAGUGCUACUGAAUUCGAAGAUGAAGAGUCAUCUUCAAACUUGGGUACAAGUACUACUAGUACUUCUAAAGUAGAUUUCAACAUCUCAUCCUAUCGCUUUGCGCCGCCACGUCGUGUCGUGUCCACCCUUUGCACAGUCGACGCUACUCGAUCUUCUUCCGUUCCUCGCACGAUCCGUUUCGUGGAGCCAGACAAUGGGUCAAACGGCUCCUCGAGUUUUUUCUUCGUACCCGAAAGUGCCAGCAUGGCUUCUAUGGGAGGUAUCAUGGAUGGUGCUGCGGCGACUGUGAAGAAGAUGAGUGAAGCAAAAAAUGAGGAUACGGAAGAAGAAGAUCCAAGAAAUCGUAGAUCAACGACUUCUCAAGAUGCUCCAGAUGCAGGUCUUGAUGAGGUUGAACAAGAUGAACAGGAAGAUGUAGAUGGAGAGAAAGAUACAAAUAGUAAGAGCCAGAGUCCAAAUAGAAAGUCGACUGGUAGAAAAUCCACUGGAAAAAGGAAGAAUGGUACGAAAAAGGGCAGAGUCAAUGCUCGAGGACGUAGUCUUUUUCCUUCUGCUGCAGCAACGUUUUCCCCAAGCAACACAUCCUCCAGAUCAGCACGAGCCAGGUCGUUCUCCAGGUCCUACGGCGCUAAAAGCCCUUUGAAUGAGCCGCCAAUGUCGGCUUUCUUGUUCGGACAAGUGAGGCUCUCGCCUUUGGGGGAGUGGGUCGACGCCAGACAAGUGAGAAUUGACGAGAUGCGGGAGCUAAAAAAGCGAAGUGUUUCGGCGUUUCUUUCUACACGUACUGCAAUCUACUUUUCGUCCUUUCCUACAUUUUUUUACUACGUAUUUUUUUUUUGCUAGUCGUAAUUUGUUGUUAUAGCAUGAUACGUAUCUUUUCACACAACAACAUGUAGUAUGAGCGAUUUUUCUUUCAACUGUCACUCCUAAUUGAAGCAAUCUUAUAGGAAAAUCUCUCCUGUACAUCAAGAUCAAUCUUUCGUCCACUACUCAGGUUACACCGAAAUGGAUGGAGGCGUUUGCGGUCUCCAUGAGUUGGCCAAGAAAAUCUCUAUCCUCGAACCAAGAGCCAAGAGCAUGGACACGCGCCUACUCAAACUAGAGGCACAGCAAAUGGGCUUGAUGCAGCGUAGAGAUCGGCUCUUCAGGGACGCGACUGACAGUGAACGGAGCAGGUGUCUGCACCGACUGUCGAAGUUAGAGCUUCAUUGGUUCAAGGAGAUUGAAAGAUUGGAGAAUACGGGAUAUUAAGUUCUGCAUACAACUGGGUACUAGUUGUAACUGCUAUAUGCUGGGUACUAAGACUGCUGUGAAGGGAGCGGCACAGCAAUAGAUACGGACCACAGUAGUUCAUGGAGAGUAGUGGUCUUCGUGUGAUAAUUAAUGACUAGAAGAAUUUCUUUAAAUUUAGUUUUUUGAACAGGUUGGUAGAAUUAUCAGAAAACUCGAAUAUCGCGAAUUAAUAGGAUAAAACAUAGUGCAAGUGGGAUAGAGGAAAAAAUGAACCACGUAUUUUUAUCAUGGGAAACCGAAAUGAAUACUUACUUAUUUUACUUGAAGAUAAAAGAUGGAUCAAUCAAUCAUUCUUCGAAGAACAGAUAUUCCUAUAUAUUAAUUUCUUCUGUAAAAUCAUGAGCACGAUAAUGGAUAUCAUCACGAAUAUUUUGGACAGGAUAGAAGGGUGCCUAGUAUUAAAAAAUGAAGUGCUUAGUUUGUGCAACAAAGGGAUAAUACAGCUACAACACACUGAGUUAGUAGAGGUUUGCAUAAAGUCUUGAACUGAAAAUGAAUAUGGGAAUACUACGUGACUGCAUAUUUAU
Molecule: messenger RNA, 4581 nt
Organism: Amoebophrya sp. A25
Lineage: Eukaryota; Dinophyceae; Syndiniales; Amoebophryaceae
Source: the annotation of a GenBank genome assembly